AUGGGGGGGUGUGGGGGGGGGGUUGGGUGUGGGGUGGGAGUAGCGGUAGAUGUGAGGGGGGAGGGGGUAGGGGGGGGGGGGGGGGGGGGGGGGUGGGGGGGGGGGGGGGGGGGGGGGGGGGGGGGGGGGGGGGGGGGGGGGGGGGGGGGGGGGGGGGGGGGGGGGGGGGGGGGGGGGGGGGGGGGGGGGGGGGGGGGGGGGGGGGGGGGGGGGGGGGGGGGGGGGGGGGGGGGGGGGGGGGGGGGGGGGGGGGGGGGGGGGGGGGGGGGGGGGGGGGGGGGGGGGGGGGGGGGGGGGGGGGGGGGGGGGGGGUGGGGGGUGGGGGGGGGGGGGGGGGGAACGUGGGGGGGUGGGGAUGGGGGGGGGGGGGGGGGGGGUUGGGGUGGGGGGGGUGUGGUAGGGGGGGGGGGGGGAUGGGUGGGGGGGGUGUGGGGGGGGGGUGGGGGUGGUGGGGUGUGUGGGGUGGGUGGGGUGGGGGUGGGGGGUGGGGGGGGGGGGGGGUGGGGUGGGUGGGGGUUGGGGGGGUGUGGUUGGGGGGGUGGGGGGGGGGGGGGUGGUGGGGGGGGUGGGUGGGGGGGGGGUAGUGGGGGGGGGGGGGGGGGGGUGUUGGUGUGGGGGUGGUGGGGUGUGUGUGGGGGUGGUGGGGGGGUGGGGGGGUUGGGGGGGGGGGGGGGUGGUUGGGGGGGGGGGGGUGGGGGGUGGGGGGAGGGGGGGGGGGGGGGGUGGGGGGGGGGGGGGGGGGGGGAGUGGUGGGGUUGGGGUGGUGGGGGUGGGGGGGGGGGGGGGGGGGGUGUGGGGGGGGGGGGGGGGGGGGGGGGGUGGUGGGGUGGGGGGUGGGGGGGGGGUGGGGGUAGGGGGGUGUGGGGGGGGGAGUGGGGGGGGUGGGGGGGGGGGGGGGGUGGGAGGGGGGGGGGGGGGGGGGGGGGGUGUGGUGGGGGGGGGGGGGGGGGGUGGUGGGGGGGGGUGGGGGUGGUGUGGGGGGUGGGGGGGGGGGGGUGGUGGGGGGGUGGGUGGUGGGGGUGGGGGUGUGGGGGGUGGGGGUGGGGGGGUGGGGGUGGGGGGGUGGGGUGGGGGUGGGGGGGGGGGGGUGGGGUGGUGUGGGUGGGUGGGGGGGGGGGGGGGGUGGGGGGGGGGGGUGGUGGUGGGGGUGGUGGUGGUGGUGGUGGUGGUGGUGUGUGGUGGUGGUGGUGGUGGUGGGUGUUGGUUGUUUUGGUGGGGUGUGGGGUGGGGGGGGGGUGGUUGGGAGGGGAGGGGUGGGGUGGUGGGGGUGGGUUGUGUUUGUGGUUGGGGGGGGUGGUGGGGGGUGGGGGGUUGGGGUGGUGGGGUGGGGGGGUGGGGGGGGGGGGGGGUGUUGUGGGGUGGGGGUUUGUGGUGGGUGGGGGGUUGGUGGGGUGUGGGUGGGGGUUGGGGGGGGUGUGGGUGGGGGGUGGGGUGGGGGGUGGGUGGGGUGUGUGGUGGGGUGGGGGGGGGUGGGGGGGGGGGUGGGGUGUGGGGGGGGUGGGGGGGGGGGGGGGGGUUGGUGGGGGGGGGGGGGGGUGGGGGGGGUGGUGGGUGGGUGUUGGUGGGGGGGGGGGUGGGGGGGGGGGGGGGGUGGGUGGGGUGGGGGGGGGGGGGGGUGUGGGGGGGGUGGGGGGGGGAGGGGGGGGGUGUGGGGGGGGUAGGGGGGGGGGGGGGUGGGGGGGGGUGGGGGGGGGUGGGGGGUGGUGGGGGGGGGUGGGGGGGGGGGGGUGGGGGGGGGGGGUGGGGGGGUGGUGGGGGGGGGGGGGGGGGGUGGGGGGGGGGGGGGGGGUGGGGGGGGGGGGUGGGGGGGGGGGGUGGGGGUGGGUGGGGGGGGUGGGGUGGGGGGGGGGGGGGGGUGGGGGGGGGGGGGGGGGGGGGGGGGGGUGGGGGGGGGGGGACACGGAGGCCUGGCCAGGGCGCGGGGGGGGGGUGGAGGGGGGCGGUCCAUCCUGA
Molecule: messenger RNA, 1953 nt
Organism: Dicrocoelium dendriticum
Lineage: Eukaryota; Metazoa; Platyhelminthes; Trematoda; Plagiorchiida; Dicrocoeliidae
Source: the annotation of a GenBank genome assembly